UAAAUUUUCUUGUCAUUUUCUUUCCAAUAUGCAAUAUUGUCAAAGUACAGUCAUUAUAUGUCACACAGGCUUUGUUGAAUUUCUUACGUCUCUAUCCAUUAUCCCCAGGUCAACUUGCCAUCCUCUUAAGAGGUUUUCAAGUGGAAGAGACAGCUAAAGCACCCUGCUUGGGUGUCAUCUUUUCGCCCCUGCCGACUAGGUCACGCAAAAGUCAUCCUGAACUUAACCUUUUCAAUGAAUUUAAAAAAAAAAGUUCACAUAUCUAAAUGAGCAUUUGUGUGUCUUUAACGGUUAUGUGUAUUAACCUUUUCUUGAUCAUUCAAAGCUUGUCUGAUCACCAUGUAUUGUAGUAGUACUAGCAAUGGUGAUCUUAUCUUUUGAAAGGACACUUUGUUCAUGCAGGCAAACCAAAUGCAAUAUUAAAAGCUUUUAAUCUCCAUUUGCUUGCAUUUCAUUUAAAUGAAAUGAAGAAACAGUGUAAGAGCUAUCAUGAUCCCCACCCACUCAGCGUCACAAGUACUUCACAUUUUAGGCAACUCCUCCAGGCAGGCAGGCAAGUCACAUUCACGUGAGUACAUGAAGGCAAGACCACUGCUGACACUUAUGAGGAAUAACAGCUGCUUUUUUUUUUGGAGGUGUUUAGCUUCGGCCUGCAGAAUUAGUUAGUGAAGUCGUAGUAGUAGUUUUUUAUUUUAUUUUUAUUUAUUUUUUUGUAAUUUGUAAACACGUUUGCUUCAACUUUUGAUUGCACAAAUGACCCCGCAAGUGCUCUUGUUUGUGGUUGCAUUGUCCGGCAUCCACUAUGUGACCUCCGAUGAGGCGUUCAAGUGUCCGCAAAUCUGCCACUGCACGGCCUCCAAAUUUCAGUGCAGCAAGGACACACAAAUGGCUUCCGAGAAUGAAACCACAUCCAUAGUUCUCAAACACCUGGAUCUUGAAGAACUUCCAACCCAUGCGUUUAAAGAACUCAUCAACAUUAAAGCAAUUUUGAUUUACUACAGCACUGUGACCAGGAUACAGACACACGCCUUCCUAUCCAUCCAUGGCUUGAGAGAAAUCACGAUUAAAAACCUGAAAAAUCUGAGGACAAUUGAAAAGGGUGCCUUCACUGACCUGCCUAAUCUGAAUUAUUUAUGCAUCUUUGGCACUGGGGUGAUGCACUUCCCAGACUUAUCCACCAUAUCCUCUUUGGCCUUCCCAUUCAGCCUAAAAAUGCAAGCAAACAUGGCCAUAGAAAAUAUCCCUGCCAAUUCCUUCAACGGUAUGACAAAGACGGCCAGUGACAUAAGCCUGAUCGGUAGCGGUUUCAAGGAAAUCUACCCACACGCGUUCAAUGGAACCUUCAUCAGAACACUCGAUUUAAGACACAACAGGCAUCUGUGCAACAUUCCAGAGGACGCCUUUGAGGGAGCCUGGGGCCCGCUUUAUCUGGAUGUGUCCUCCACAGCUUUGACCUCCCUCCCCCGAAAAGGGUUGGAGCAGGUAAAGCGCCUGAAAGCCAAAUCUGCUUUUGCUCUGAAGCGCCUUCCUCCACUAGACAGUCUUACUGAGCUGGGGGUGGCUGAGCUGACAUAUGCGAGUCAGUGCUGUGCUUUCCACUUGUGGUACAGCAAACACAGACAAGAAGCUCUCAAGAAUCCAUCACCAUUUUGUGAAUCAAUCUACACAAAUUUUGGUCGAGGCACUGACCUCUACAACAAUCACCCACAACUGGAACAUAUUUGUCCCAGCCACGCCGGCAUCCAGUGCACGCCAGAGCAAGAUCCUUUUAACCCUUGUGAGGACCUCCUGGGUCCCGUCCUGGGCAACGUCACCUGGAUAAUUGCCUUUUUUACCAUUGUUGCCAACCUCACUGUGCUGGUCAUCCUCCUUUUUACCAGUCGCAAAUUAACUAUCUCCCGGUUUCUCAUAUGUAACCUAGCCCUAGCAGACCUGUGCAUGGGGUUUUACCUGAUGCUCAUCGCACGCAUGGACUACCACUCUCGCCACGAGUACUACAACCACGCCAUGGAAUGGCAGACGGGCCUAGGUUGCGACAUGUCGGGCUUCCUGACAAUGUUCUCAAGUGAGCUGUCAGUUUAUACGCUCACUGUGAUCAGCUUUGAACGCUGGUACACCAUCAUCAAUGCCAUGGAUCUAAACAAGAGGCUGGGCAUGCACCAUGUGCUGGCCAUCAUGGUUGCAGGUUGGGUCUUCUCCCUAAUAGUUGCUCUGCUGCCCCUAGUGGGAGUCAGCAGCUACAGCAAAGUGAGCGUCUGUCUGCCAAUGGAUAUCGACACGCGGGUUUCUCAGGCGUACGUGUUGAUUGUGCUCUCGCUUAACGUUGUGGCGUUUCUGGGAGUGUGUUUCUGCUACGUGUGCAUCUACCAGAGUGUCCGCAAGCCGGCGCCCGCCAAUCACAAUGACGCAAAGCUUGCCAAGCGCAUGGCGGUGCUGAUUUUCACCGACUUCCUUUGCAUGGCGCCAAUCUCCUUCUUUGCAAUUUCCGCUACCCUGCACAUGCCCCUCAUCACCGUGUCUCACUCCAAGUUCCUCCUCAUCAUAUUUUAUCCCAUCAACUCUCUCUGCAACCCUUUCCUGUACACCAUCUUUACUCGGGGCUUUAGGAAAGAAGUGCGCCUGCUGCUCCAACGUAGUAGGAGUACAUUUAUAGCAUUUAAAGCAAAAGGCCCACGACUCCCAACGUAUCUGCAUCCAAAUAAUGCCCAGCGGGAAACCACGCUUUAGCUUCUCGACUCAUCACUUGAGUGAUAGGUUGUUUGUGAUCGAAGGAAACACAUCAUCCGUCAUGAACUCGAAGAAUCCAUCAUCGGCCUGAACUGUACAUUUCUUCAAAGCUUGGCUCAGGAGGGAGAGAGAGCCCUGCAUUGCACACGAUUGCUUGCACGUUUUUUAUUUUUUUUACAAAGACUGAGAAUGUCUCGCAAUUGGCUGGUUACCAGCUUUGGGUGUACCCCGUCUCUCACUCCAAGUUAGCCGAGAUCUCACUCUAGAGAUGGAGGUUUGAGUGGACAGAUGUUCCAGUGUGUACAGUAUUUGUACAUGUGUACUAUA
Hippocampus zosterae (dwarf seahorse) is the source of this 3054-nucleotide messenger RNA. Its product is annotated as lutropin-choriogonadotropic hormone receptor-like. Lineage: Eukaryota; Metazoa; Chordata; Actinopteri; Syngnathiformes; Syngnathidae. The transcript is spliced from 11 exons. The record is from RefSeq and is a predicted model, not a curated record. Gene Ontology annotation, cellular component: membrane. Gene Ontology annotation, biological process: follicle-stimulating hormone signaling pathway; male gonad development. Gene Ontology annotation, molecular function: G protein-coupled receptor activity; follicle-stimulating hormone receptor activity. Bases 754 to 2727 code for a protein of 657 amino acids.